This is a messenger RNA of Psammomys obesus (fat sand rat), 1492 nucleotides long. RefSeq names its product coiled-coil domain containing 28A (gene Ccdc28a). Lineage: Eukaryota; Metazoa; Chordata; Mammalia; Rodentia; Muridae. The transcript is spliced from 6 exons. Bases 435 to 989 code for a protein of 184 amino acids. The record is from RefSeq and is a predicted model, not a curated record.
GCUGUCAUUCUCCGAGGUGGCUGGCCGCUUCCGGUGAGGACACGGUACUGCCAGUUCCCACGAGGCCAUCACAGAGGCAGAAGUGGAGUGGCCAGCAACAAGUCCUUUUUCCCGCGGCCGCAGGAGCCAUACUUGAAGGCGGCUAAGGGAGCACGGAGCACAAAGCGGAGACCGGAGCAGCGUUAAGUGACCUGUAAGGGGCGGGGUUUUACCUCAUAGAGGGCCCGCCCUGAUUACGUCACUUCCGUAAACAAAGGGUUCUGUGGAAGCGCGGGUGUCGGGCUGCAGACCGGGGCUGGCGACCUGGGCGCUUGCUGCUUCUGUGGCAGAGGCUCUGGACGCCCUCUGACCUUUUCCAGUUGAGAAACGGGAGAGCACAGCAUCUUCCUCGGGUCUUACGAAGCUGGUGUUGAUGCAACAAAGAACUUAAAACAAUGGAAGAACGGAAAGUGAAGAGGAAGAGUCCCAAGCCUUUCAGUGCCCACUCUACUCAGGUUGUUAAUGCCAAAAAAAAUGCCAUCCCAACUAGUAAAAGCACAGGGUUUUCAAAUCCUACAUCACAGUCAACUUCCCAGAGGCCAAGGUUAAAAAGAGUGAUGAAAGAAAAGAACAAACCUCAAGGAGGAGAAGGGAAGGGUCCUCAAUCCACUCCCAUCCAGCACUCCUUCCUCACAGAUGUCUCUGAUGUCCAGGAGAUGGAGCGUGGGCUCCUUAGUCUGCUGAAUGAUUUCCACUCUGGAAAGCUUCAGGCAUUUGGAAAUGAGUGUUCCAUAGAACAGAUGGAACAUGUCCGGGGAAUGCAGGAGAAAUUAGCUCGCUUGAAUUUGGAGCUCUACGGGGAGUUAGAGGAACUUCCGGAGGAUAAGCGGAAAGCGGCCAGUGAUGCCAACCUGGACAGGCUUCUGUCUGAUUUAGAAGAAUUGAAUUCUUCUAUACAGAAACUGCAUUUGGCAGAUGCGCAGGAUGUUCCCAAUACAUCUACCAGCUGAAGCAGCCUGCAGCCUGCUCUGUGGGAUUUGCAGAGAAGCAGCAGUCAUUGCUGUUCCAGCUGAAUCCAAUGGCAGAAUCACCUUCCACAACAAAAUUCAAGUAAUGAAACUGCAAGUGCGAUGAUUCUGUUCACAUGCCGCUUCUAGUCGCUGUGCUUGCUGUAAUUCACCGCUGGGGAGGCCUUGGCCUGGCUGCAGGUCUGAUCAGGAAGUGGGAUACAGAGUUGUGCUGCUGUGCUUUCUUCUGUUGCCUUAAGGGUUAUACUUGAAAUGCAUUGUGCUAAAUAUUCCGUGGGGCUGAAGGAUUUAUCCUUCCUGCUGUCACCGCACUGACCCAGUGUGGGUCACAUGUUGGUGAUGUACAGGUCUCCUGUGGCAGCCUACCUUGAGUUUACGUCAGACAAUCAGUACACAUGAGGUGUGUUUCCCAAUGGCCAAUGAAAAAUGUUUAAUAAGUAUUUGUGAGAUUUGCUAUUUUUAAUAAAGUGAUUGUUUUAAACGAU